GGCUGCCGCCUGGUUGCUGCUGUGUCUCUGGCCGCCUGUGUGGGCCCGGUGUCCUCCCUGUAUUUCCAUAUCGGGGAGACCGAGAAGAAAUGUUUCAUUGAGGAGAUUCCUGACGAGACUAUGGUGAUAGGUAAUUACCGCACGCAGCUGUAUGACAAACAGAGGGAAGAGUAUUUGCCUGCAACACCCGGGCUUGGCAUGUUAGUAGAGGUGAAGGAUCCUGAUGAUAAGGUUAUUCUGUCUCGUCAGUAUGGCUCAGAGGGGCGCUUCAUCUUUACAUCGCACACUCCAGGAGAGCAUCAGAUAUGCCUGCAUUCUAACUCGACUAAAUUUUCCCUCUUUGCCGGUGGCAUGCUGAGGGUUCACCUUGACAUCCAGGUUGGGGAACAUACCAAUGAUUAUGCCCAGAUUGCUGCCAAGGACAAAUUAAGCGAGCUACAGUUACGUGUACGACAACUGAUAGAGCAAGUGGAACAGAUUCAAAAGGAGCAAAAUUACCAAAGGUGGCGGGAGGAAAGGUUCCGUCAGACCAGUGAAAGCACUAACCAGCGUGUUCUGUGGUGGUCUAUUGCCCAGACUCUGAUACUUGUGGCCAUUGGAAUUUGGCAGAUGAGGCAUCUUAAAGGUUUCUUUGAAGCAAAGAAACUGGUGUAA
Messenger RNA from Staurois parvus, 654 nucleotides. NCBI's taxonomy places the organism in Eukaryota, Metazoa, Chordata, Amphibia, Anura, Ranidae. The record is from the annotation of a GenBank genome assembly.